Molecule: messenger RNA, 2157 nt
Organism: Hippocampus comes (tiger tail seahorse)
Lineage: Eukaryota; Metazoa; Chordata; Actinopteri; Syngnathiformes; Syngnathidae
Gene: sdsl
Product: serine dehydratase-like
Exons: 10
Coding region: 377-1447 (356 amino acids)
Biological process (GO): L-serine catabolic process; L-threonine catabolic process
Molecular function (GO): threonine deaminase activity; L-serine ammonia-lyase activity; pyridoxal phosphate binding
Source: RefSeq, a predicted model, not a curated record
CAAGGCACGCGCGUAUGAGUGUGUGUCUGUGCGUGCGCCUGGGUGUGUGUGUGUGUUUCUCCCCCAACAUCUUGUCUCGGUCGCAGAUGGUGCAUUGACCGCUGUCAAACCAGCCGCCACAACGCAAAGUUGAAGUCAAGCCAGCCGCCACAGCGAUUGUAAAUACUGUAUCGUUACGGCUCACACUUCUGCAAGUAGAAGCCGUAUGCCUGAUCGAACGACCCUUGGCUGCAUACCAAUAGUUGUGGUAACCAAAGCCAUACUUGAAAUUGGCCCUGCAGUCAGUGUGUGAGCAGUGGGUCAUUUGCAUGGGGUAGGGCUGACCUCUGAAAGCAGGCUUUUAUCACCGAGUUCAGUACAAGCUGCAUGCGGCAACAUGGCUGAACAUUUCCACAUAAACACGCCCUUACUGGAAAGUGCUGCAAUGUCCAAACGUGUGGGAACCACUGUGUAUCUGAAAAUGGAGAAUUCCCAGCCCUCUGGUUCUUUCAAGAUCCGCGGCAUUGGGUACUUGUGCCAACAGCUUAAGUCACGGUCCAAAGGAUUUGUCUGCUCCUCAGGUUGCCUCUUUUUCGGAACCUUGUCAUAUUAUCACUUAAAUAUUGGUACAGUACUAUACAGUAGUUGGUUGAGCUGUGUACAUGAUGUCUUUAUUCCAGGUGGAAAUGCUGGGAUGGCGGCUGCCUAUGUAACCCGAAAAAUGGGUGUCCCGGCCACCAUAAUAAUUCCCUCAUCAACGCCUCAUUCUGUUGUCCAGAGACUCAAGGAUCAAGGUGCUCAUGUCAAGAUUGUGGGCAAGGUUUGGGAUGAUGCAAACGCUGAAGCUCUAAGACUCGUCAAAACAGAGGGACUUUCCUAUGUGUCUCCGUUUGAUCAUCCCUUGAUCUGGAAGGGACAUUCUAGUCUGAUCGCAGAGGCGGCAGCCAGUCUGGGUCCAAAUGUCAAGCCUGGAGCAGUACUGAUAUCAGUGGGCGGAGGGGGCCUCCUCUGUGGGGUCGUCCAGGGUCUGAAGGAUGUAGGCUGGAUGGACGUGCCCAUUGUCGCCAUGGAAACAGUUGGCGCAGACUGUUUGAAUGCUUCCGUUAAGACAGGAAGGAUCGUCACCUUGGAUGACAUCACCAGUGAAGCUAAAUGUCUUGGUGCAAAGACAGUUUGCACAAAAGCUUUUGAAUACAGUCAGAGCAAUGAGAUCACAAUCAUUUCGGAAGUGGUUACUGACAAGCAGGCUCUUCAUGCUGUGGAAACAUUCCUGGAUGAGGAGCGUGUCCUGGUGGAAAUGGCAUGUGGAGCAACACUUGCGGCUGUCUACAGCGGAGUUGUGCACCGAUUACAGGCAGAGGGUCGUCUACCGGCUCUCUUGGACCCCCUGCUGGUGAUAGUGUGUGGAGGCAGCAACAUAGACACGGAGCAACUAUCUAUUUUGAAACAUAAGCUGCAGACAAAGUAAUUGUGUAGCAGAAUAAGUGUUCAAAAUGCACAACAGAGAUGAAUUUAUUGUAAGAGAUAAUUUAAUGUGACUGUCAUGUUAUGAAUGUAUCUUAAAAAUGCCAUUUUAGAAAUGUACAUUGUCUUAAAGUUGUUGUUGUUUUUUGAUUACCUAAAAAAAAUCGGUAUAUGAAAAACGAUAAUGUCCAAUAGUAUGUAUAUUUGGGGACUUUUUUUGGGAGGGGGUGGGGGCAAUAAAUGUUCAUUUACCAUGCUUGCCCACCUGGUGGUGUUGCAGUCCAUUGUUCUGGCACCCUGAAAUCCUUUUGCAAUUUACCAUUGCAAUUUUUUUCUAGAGGAAAAAGGGAAUUAGACCUUACCACUAUGUUGUCUUGGACUUCGGCAUUUUCUUCUCGUUGAUGUAAGGAAAACACCCUCGAACAUUUGUGCUCACUAGCCCAUUUUUAGACUUGAUGACAAUAAAUGGACUUGUCUGUUUGGCAUCUGACAUGAGACUGAAUCAGAGCAGGGCCAAUGUGGCGUCCCACUUUGUCGGGAUUUCUGCACACUCUUUAAAACAUGCAAAUGUGUUCUUUAAUUUACAGGAGAACAUGUCACCUGAUUUACACGCUUCACAAAUGACAAAUAAAUGCAAAAUCAUCUGAAUAACCAUACAGUUUGCACACAAUAACUGCGUGUUAGCUACAUUAAUGCUGUUCAAUAACUGCACAC